Messenger RNA from Drosophila santomea, 1376 nucleotides. RefSeq names its product protein Mabiki. Lineage: Eukaryota; Metazoa; Arthropoda; Insecta; Diptera; Drosophilidae. The transcript has 2 exons. The record is from RefSeq and is a predicted model, not a curated record. Bases 527 to 1294 code for a protein of 255 amino acids.
UCUGUUUGACUAAACAAUAAACACAAAAAUUGUUAUCGAAAUAAUUCUGCAUUUUUCUAUACAUAUGUACAUUGGGCCUGGAGGAAUUUUACAUCAGUUUUGGGUGCGUACCCCCACUUUGUUCCUGAUCAAAUAUAUAUCUAUACUUAAAAAAUCCAUGACAUAUUCAUCUGACCGCCGACCAGGUCAUUUAAUGCACUGUCAUGCCACAGGAAAAGUGUUUGGAAAAGGACCCUCGAGAAUUUCCAGGGAAUUAAAACAAAGUGUGCUGAUGAACCAGGAGCCAAACCAGGGACCACACACGCUGGCACAACAAAUUGUGUCAUGCAGGUCAAUAAAAAAUAUAUUGUCUGCAUAACAGUUGUUCGGUCCACAAUUUUCCUGUUCCGGUGGCCACAUUUGUGCGACAGUUCAGGUAAUCCACAAAAAAGGAUAACGAGGCAAUCCUGCGAUGGCAAUUAGCGCUGUGAUAGAGCAGGUCAUAAAAGACGCAGCUUAAUCCAGGACGACGAUUACCUAAUGCGGAAUGGAUGCGCUAAUCCCUUUGUUGACAGACCCAAAGCAAAUGGAUUUCCCUAUGUGGCUACCUGUGCCGCCUACCUACUGUGCAUAUAACGAGGAUAUCAAUCUGGAAGCCAAUCAUUCAGCAAGCGAUCGUCCAACGAGUCACAUCAUCACCACAUCUCUAUUGGAGUCACAUCAGCCAAACAUAACCAUGGAGAACUCAGCUAGCUAUACCCACAAGAAGUUUGCCGUCAGCAAGCGGAAACGGGAUGUGGACCACGACAAGGAGAACCUAACUCAGGAGUCGGAGCAGCCGAUCUUCAAACGCCGCCAGACACAGGGCUUCUUUCGACCCUGGUUGGAUAAUGAGCAAAACCAACAAAGGGAGAGGGAGACGUCACCGAUGGCCAAGCCCACUGGCCCCGGGUCCUCGGUCAGCCAGUACCGUGCCAACAUGGUUCGCCGUAGUCAGACCCAUCGCCAGCGAAGCCCCAAGGAGCAGAUGCGCCGGGAUCGAAACACCCUGGCCUGCCUCCUCAGCCGGCGGGCCAAGCAGGCCCAGGAGGAGCAAGUGGGUCAGCAGUACGAGCAGUACCGGAGCCACCAUGCCGCCAUGCUGGAGCAGCAGGUGCGCCUGAGCCUCUACUACCGCCACAUCCUCCAGCAGGCGGUGUUCCAGCGCGCCAUCAAUCCCGCACCAGGUCACAUCCUGCCGCAGCAGCAACAGCAGUUCCUCCAGCAGAUGGCCCUCUCCCAGCAGAUGCUCAUCUUUGGUGGUCAGCACUGUUGAGCUGCGAAGCAUCAUAAUCAGCGACUAUGGAUAGCCCAAUCAUGUGAUUUAGUUUAUUAAGCCUUAAUUAUUAAUAUUUAUU